AUGGACGAUAUUACUAUGGAUGACCUGCCCAUUGAGGAUGAGGAGCUAGAUGAGUUUAACGAUGUUGAGGAUGCGCCCAUUCUGCCCCCUGGAGAAGAUGGGGCUGCUGUGAAAGAGAAAGUUAUUGAUGACGGGCGCGGGAAGCUGUUUGAGAUUCCAGAGUUCACGAGGAAAGAUAAAACGCUGCAAGAGAUAUUGGAUAUGAUGGAGGACAAUCCGCCUAUCAUACCAGAUGCAGUGAUAGACUACUACCUGCGGAAAAACGGGUUUGAUUCCAUGGACGUGAAGAUCAAGAGAUUACUGGCACUAGCUACGCAGAAGUUUGUCAGCGAUAUCGCCAACGACGCAUAUGAAUAUUCAAGGAUAAGGUCCACGAUUGCAGUUAACAAUGCAAACAAUGGGCAAGCGAGAGCUCGUCAACUAAUGUUGGGGCAGCAACAACCCGGGCAGCAGCAGAUAACGCAGCAGCAGCAGCAGCAAAACGAAAAGGUGACAGCCAGUAAAGUAGUCCUCACAGUUAACGAUCUGAGCAGCGCCGUAGAGGAAUAUGGGUUGAACAUAGGAAGGCCUGAUUUCUACCGCUAA
Messenger RNA from Huiozyma naganishii CBS 8797, 585 nucleotides. It is a transcript of the gene TAF10, whose product is annotated as Taf10p. Gene Ontology annotation, cellular component: nucleus; SAGA complex; transcription factor TFIID complex. The record is from RefSeq and is a predicted model, not a curated record. The transcript has a single exon. Lineage: Eukaryota; Fungi; Ascomycota; Saccharomycetes; Saccharomycetales; Saccharomycetaceae. Gene Ontology annotation, molecular function: promoter-specific chromatin binding; RNA polymerase II general transcription initiation factor activity. Bases 1 to 585 code for a protein of 194 amino acids. Gene Ontology annotation, biological process: transcription initiation at RNA polymerase II promoter.